This is a messenger RNA of Zingiber officinale, 1320 nucleotides long. RefSeq names its product chaperone protein dnaJ A7A, chloroplastic-like. The transcript is spliced from 5 exons. The coding region runs from base 396 to 857 and encodes 153 amino acids. Gene Ontology annotation, cellular component: cytoplasm. Gene Ontology annotation, biological process: protein refolding. Lineage: Eukaryota; Viridiplantae; Streptophyta; Magnoliopsida; Zingiberales; Zingiberaceae. The record is from RefSeq and is a predicted model, not a curated record.
CCUCCCGAAUUCUUCUGAUGACGCUUUCUAGAAUUCCUUUUGUCUUUUUUUUUUCUCUUUCCUAUCUGAGAAGAAACAAUCGCCGUCACCGUGGGCAAUGAUUGGAUUUUCUUCCUCGUCUUGGAAGAUAUUUCGAAUGCUUUUCCUGUUUGCGCGUCGUGAUGUCUAUUCGGAGUAUUUUGGUUCUGAAAAAAAAAAACUAGCCGAAGACAUUGAGUUGUUUCCUGAUAGUUUAAAAGGAAGCGCGUUAAAGAUGUGUUUUUGGUUCAUAUGUGGAAGAUUUAGCGUACUGGGUUGAGUGGAGAGAAGGAUGCCUAUAGAUAGUAGUGAUUCCUUUCUGGGUCGAUAUGCAGAUUUCUCCUUAAGGCAGGCUGGUGUGGAUUCGUUAGCUUACAAUGAGUUUGGUUGAUAUCCAGUUGAUGGAGGUUGGAGAAUAUUGGAUUUAUGGAAUGCGGGAAGAUAGAAGCUUGAAGUUGCUCAAUACAAUGACAACCGUCCCAUGUAGAAACAUUCUAGUGCCUCAAUUUGGACUGCAACCUCAAGUAAUAUUAAGAAGUGCAUCUCCAGGAGUCAAGAUCUGUUUUUCUUACACGGCGCUCACACUCCAAACUGGUCUUACAUCAAGGAACAGUCUGUCAUCGUCACGAGCCAGUUUUCUUGGUCAAAUAUCUUCAUCUGCUCUGUACAAUUCCAGCCCACACCUAAAUACUAGGCGUAAUAGGAGGGCAGAAAUUGUCGUUAGAGCUGAAUCUGAUUUCUAUUCUAUCCUUGGUGUCUCAAGAAAUGCAAGUAAAUCCGAAAUAAAAAGUGCAUACAGGAAGCUUGCUAGGAGUUAUCAUCCUGAUGUCAAUAAGUGAGUGUAAAGUGUGUUUUAUGUGUUAAAUGGCAACAUUUAUGAUGGUUGUUGUUGACUUGUUAGGGUUGGAGUGUGUGUGUUAUUUGUUCAAAAUCAUGAAAUAGAAGAUAGUAUACUGCUUUCAGAAAAACAAAUAAAAAAAUAUUUUGUGUUUAAGAAUUAUAAUCACAUUAAGUUGCAAUGUGGUACUUAAUCUGGGUUAUGGAAGUUUGGACUAUAUUAUGAAUUCAGGAGCAUCAUGUGCAUUUAAAAUAAAUGAUGUGAUUGAUAUUAGUGAAGUAUGACCCCAUAGAAAGUGUCAAUUUUUUAUGCUUUUCGUGAAGAUUUGUACCAUUAUCAUUCAAGCAGCAGGUUAAUCAAUGCUUAUCCAGCUUACCACUGCUACUUCAUUCUUGUCAUCCAAUUUAGAAUUUCUGUCACCUCAUACUGAAAGGUAAAACAGAACGCUUGACUAGAAAGCGCCA